AUGGCAUCGUCAUGGCUCUCCUCACUCGUCCCAUCAUCCUACAAUAUCACCUGCUUGAGCUCGACCUCGACUUCAAUCUCGACUUUCACCCAGCCCAUCAUGUCUUCCCUAUCGUCUCUGGUGCUUCUCGGUGUUCUCGCUAUCCAGGCGGUCUUGUUGCUUUCGGACCCCAACCGGGUCAAGGAGCGUGAGGCGGAGAUCCUCAAGAGAUCUGUGGAUUCUUUUAUUGCCACCGAGAGCCCAAUUGCUUGGAGAAACAUGCUCUGUAAUAUCGGUGCAGAUGGAGCGUGUGUCACGGGUGCGCACGCUGGUGUGGUCAUUGCCGGCCCAGGAAAAGCCAACCCUGACUACUUCUACACUUGGACUCGAGACUCGGCCCUGACGUUUAAGUACAUUGUCGAUACCUUCGUCAGUAACUAUUCGGCCUCUCUCCAGACAGAGAUCGAGAACUACGUCAAUUCACAAGCCUAUCUCCAAACGGUGUCCAAUCCGUCCGGUGGUCUCUCCAGCGGUGGCCUUGGAGAACCGAAGUACAACGCCGACUUGUCCGCUUUUACCGGGUCAUGGGGUCGGCCUCAGCGUGAUGGACCUGCUUUGCGUGCUACCGCUCUGAUUACCUACUCAAAGUGGCUUGUCAACAAUGGGUAUACCUCAACGGCAAGAUCUUUGGUAUGGCCCAUCAUCCAGAAUGAUUUGUCCUAUGUUACUCAAUACUGGCAAGCAAAUGAUCCUCGGUUCGACCUCUGGGAAGAAGUCAGCGGGUCAAGCUUCUUCACUAUCGCUUCCCAGCAUCGCGCACUUGUCGAAGGUAGUGCUCUGGCUAAGCUCCUGGGAAAAUCAUGCUCCUACUGCGAUUCGCAAGCACCACAGGUCCUGUGCUUCUUACAAACCUUCUGGGGGCCUUCUCAAGGUUUUAUUCUUGCAAAUAUCAACCAGAAUAACGGCAGGUCUGGCAAAGAUGCCAACACCAUUCUCGGCUCCAUCCAUCUGUUCGACCCCAGCGCCGGCUGUGAUGCUACCACUUUCCAGCCAUGUUCUGACCGAGCUUUGGCGAACCAUAAAUUUGUGACGGAUUCCUUCCGAUCUAUCUACUCGAUCAACUCUGGCAUCGCGCAAGGGGUUGCUGUUUCGGUAGGCCGGUACCCCGAAGACAGCUACUAUGGUGGUAAUCCGUGGUACCUGAACACCCUCGCUGCAGCCGAGCAAUUGUACGACGCUCUCUACACCUGGAAUAAGCAAGGUUCUAUUACCGUCACACCCACAUCACUUGCAUUUUUCAAAGAUCUUAGCCCCUCAGUGGCCACCGGGACUUAUGCAUCAUCAACCUCGACUUACACAAGUCUCUUUAACGCCGUGGAAGCUUACGCGGAUGGCUAUGUUAACGUCGUUGCAACUUAUGCUCAAUCGAACGGCUCCCUGUCAGAGCAGUUUAACCGAGCAAGCGGAGUCCCAUUGUCAGCCUACGAUUUGACCUGGUCUUACGCUGCCUUCCUCACUGCAGCAGCCCGUCGGGCAGCUGUGGUUCCGUAUUCAUGGGGCGAGCCAACCGCAUCCAGCGUUCCGGCGACGUGCUCAUACACAUCCGCGUACGGAACUUACUCGACAGCCACGACGGGUAUCUGGCCUCCAAACCAGACUCCUGUCACGAGUCUCCCUCCAGUAACAACCACGAAUGGGGACAACCCUCCGACGACAAAGACAUCGACAAGUACAUCUUGUACCACCCCCUCUUCCAUUGCAGUCACGUUUCGGGAAACCGUGACCACGAUAUAUGGUCAGACCAUCAAGAUCGUGGGCUGUGUCGCGCCACUCGGCAGCUGGAAUCCUGCCGAUGCGAUCACUCUGUCUGCGCGCGAGUACACCUCCAGCAAUCCGGUCUGGACCGGGACCGUCGCUCUCGCGCCAGGGACCGUAAUUAUGUACAAGUACAUCAACGUGGCCUCCACUGGGGCUGUGACUUGGGAGGCGGACCCGAACCAUACCUUCACCGUUCCGGCCAGUUGUGCUACUACGGCUGUCACGGUCAGCAAUAGCUGGCAAGCAUCCAGUCGCUCCGAACGGGGCUUGUCUUUGAGGAAGGCGCGACACGUUGAAAGAUUGCUGAGAUGA
Molecule: messenger RNA, 2109 nt
Organism: Drepanopeziza brunnea f. sp. 'multigermtubi' MB_m1
Lineage: Eukaryota; Fungi; Ascomycota; Leotiomycetes; Helotiales; Drepanopezizaceae
Source: RefSeq, a predicted model, not a curated record